AUGUCACCUCACAAGACGGUAGUUGUCCUCGGUGCUGCGUAUGGCGGUGCCCGUGCCGCUCAGCUCAUCGCUGCUGGCCUCCCGGAAGGUUGGCGCAUCGUUUUAAUAGACCGCAACUCUCACGCUAACCACGUAUAUAUCUUGCCGAGACUGGCGGUGCUUCCUGGCCACGAGCAUAAAGCCUUCAUUCCUUACGACAACAUUUUCAAUGUCGAAACCCCCAAUCCCGACAGACACACAUUCCUUCGUGCAACCGUGCAAUCUUUUUCCUCCAACUCUAUCAAGCUCUCGCGCGCCUUUCCUGAACACGGCAUCCUUACCGACGUCCUUGAAUUCGAUCAUGCCAUCUACGCGCUCGGCUCACAUCUCCCCAGCCCGCUCAACCUCUGGGCGGCCAGUCCAGACGGAAAACCUUGUCCGAACACGUACGGUGGAGACAAGUCGGAGGCUAUAAACUGGUUGAAGAGGAAGCAGACCGUAAUCCAAGCAGCCUCAGCGGUUCUUGUUGUUGGUGGAGGAGCCCUUGGGAUCCAAUUCGCUUCGGACAUUGCUGCAAUUCACCCAGAAAAGCGGGUGACCCUUCUUCACUCUCGGACACGACUCCUGCCACGGUUCGACUCCACGAUGCACACGGAGAUACUGCAGGAACUCGAAUUGAGCGGCGUCGAUGUCAUUCUCGGUGACCGUCUUGACCUUUCCACGAUGCCCACUGAGGAUUCGUCAUCACAUACUGUCCGUACGAUGAGCGGGCGCGAAAUCAGCGCUGAUCUCGUGUUGCUUUGCACCGGUCAAGUUCCCAACACGGAAUUAUUGUCGACCUUCGACGAGACUACGGUUGACUCUGGGACACGUCUUGCCCAUGUUCUUCGCACCAUGCAGCUUGGCAUACUACCUCCUGCUGUCGAGGAAGUACCAAUAAUAGGCAAAGUCUCUGAACAAGAAGAUGAAGAUCUUUUGCAAGCAGCUCUUGCACAGAUCGCGCUGCAAAACCAAGACACCGAUUCGCCAACAUCCGAGGAAGACGAUUUGGAGCCUACAUCAGAAACGACGCCAUACCCGCACAUCUUCGUCGUGGGUGACGCUGCCGAUGCCUUUGGCGCGAUACCCGCUGGUCAUAAUGCAUACUACCAGGCCGAAGUCGCCGCAAAGAAUGUACUAAAACUCAUCAAUUCCGCUGCGUCCGUUGAGGAGGUAGAAUUGGACCGUUACACACCAGGCUUGCCAGCCAUCAAAGUCUCUCUUGGCCUGCGCAAAAAUGUGUAUCAGGUUAAUGGAGUCGUGGGUGUCGGGCGUGAAUCGCGGGACGAUUUGAACGCUGCAUCGAUGUGGGGUUACUUUGGUUCUCCGGUUACGUUGAGUGAGGAGGAGGAGGACUGUUCGAAAAUGCAUCGAUAG
Molecule: messenger RNA, 1395 nt
Organism: Mycena indigotica
Lineage: Eukaryota; Fungi; Basidiomycota; Agaricomycetes; Agaricales; Mycenaceae
Product: Apoptosis-inducing factor B
Exons: 5
Coding region: 1-1395 (464 amino acids)
Cellular component (GO): cytoplasm
Molecular function (GO): flavin adenine dinucleotide binding; electron-transferring-flavoprotein dehydrogenase activity
Source: RefSeq, a predicted model, not a curated record